AUGUUCUCACUUUUCAUCCCUUUCCAUCUGUCUCUCUUUUUCUGUCCACAAAAUGAACUCAUAUUUACAACACAUGAAAAAGGAACUGAUAUUUCUAUCCCAUUUGCAUUUGUCAAUCCCAGUGAAGUUGUGACUGCAUCAGGAAAGUGCUCUACACUUAUCUAUCUAUCUAUCUAUCUAUCUAUCUAUCUAUCUAUAGAAAGAGAGAGGGAUGUUUUUUCUCAUCUUUUUCCUUCUUUCUUUCUUUCUUUCUUUCUUUCUUUCUUUCUUUCUUUCUUUCUUUCUUUCUCAUUGUUUCCAGCUUUCCUUUUCCUUCCAUUCACUCUUUCUUUCUCUGCCUUCUUUCUUUCUUUCUUUCUUUCUUUCUUUCUUUCUUUCUUUCUUUCUUAUUGUUUCCAGCUUUCCUUUUUUCUUCCAUUCACUCUUUCUUUCUCAGUCUCUGCCUUCUUUCUUUCUUUCUUUCUUUUUCUUUCUUUCUUUCUUUCUUUCUUUUCUUUCUUUCUCAUUGUUUCCAGCUUUCCUUUUCCUUCCAUUCCUCUUUCUUUCUCUGCCUUCUUUCUUUCUUUCUUUCUUUCUUUCUUUCUUUCUUUCUUUCUUUCUUAUUGUUUCCAGCUUUCCUUUUUCUUCCAUUCCUCUUUCUUUCUCAGUCUCUGCCUUCUUUCUUUCUUUUUCUUUCUUUCUUUCUUUUCUUUCUUUCUUUCUUUCUUUCUCAUUGUUUCCAGCUUUCCUUUUCCUUCCAUUCCUCUUUCUUUCUCUGCCUUCUUUCUUUCUUUCUUUCUUUCUUUCUUUCUUUCUUUCUUUCUUUCUUUCUUUCUUAUUGUUUCCAGCUUUCCUUUUUCUUCCAUUCACUCUUUCUUUCUCAGUCUCUGCCUUCUUUCUUUCUUUCUUUCUUUCUUUCUUUCUUUCUUUCUUUCUUUCUUUCUUUCUCAUUGUUUCCAGCUUUCCUUUUCCUUCCAUUCACUCUUUCUUUCUCUGCCUUCUUUCUUUCUUUCUUUCUUUCUUUCUUUCUUUCUUUCUUUCUUUCUUUCUUAUUGUUUCCAGCUUUCCUUUUUUCUUCCAUUCACUCUUUCUUUCUCAGUCUCUGCCUUCUUUCUUUCUUUCUUUCUUUCUUUCUUUCUUUCUUUCUUUCUUUCUUUCUCAUUGUUUCCAGCUUUCCUUUUCCUUCCAUUCACUCUUUCUUUCUCAGUCUCUGCCUUCUUUCUUUCUUUCUUUCUUUCUUUCUUUCUUUCUUUCUUUCUUUCUUUCUUUCUUUCUUUCUUUCUCAUUGUUUCCAGCUUUCCUUUUCCUUCCAUUCACUCUUUCUUUCUCUGCCUCUGCCUUCUUUCUUUCUUUCUUUCUUUCUUUCUUUCUUUGAUUACAACUGGGAGUUGCUUUGAGAGUGGAUCUCCUGUUCCUAGGCUCGUGUCAAGUUCGUACCACACUGAGAGGCGAUGGUGUCCCCACCACUCAUUUUCUAUCGUUAUUUCUAUCUCUAUUGUGGAGACUUGGAUUAUUAGCCUCACUAUCUAUCUAUCUGAUUUAGUCGAAAUCAAUUUCAGUCGAAAUCUAUCUAUCUAUCUAUCUAUCUAUCUAUCUAUCUAUCUAUCUAUCCCAGCCUUCAUCAUUAUCUAUCUAUCUAUCUAUCUAUCUAUCUAUCUAUCUAUGUUUGUCUGUCUGUCUGUCUGUCUGUCUGAGCACCCCUCCAUUGGAGGAACAGGGUCGAGUAAGAAACAGCCCCUGAUGUCUGCAACAGUAGUUGAUGAACUUGAGGAAUUUCUCAAUGACCGAUGA
Molecule: messenger RNA, 1770 nt
Organism: Acanthosepion pharaonis
Lineage: Eukaryota; Metazoa; Mollusca; Cephalopoda; Sepiida; Sepiidae
Source: the annotation of a GenBank genome assembly